GUCCUAAGGCGAGCCGUUUUGCAGGGAUCUCCUUCGCGGAAUCUGAAUGUGGGCUACCCGCGCUUUCAGAACGCGGAGGAGAUGUACAAGCAUAUCCGAGGCCUCACAGAGCAAGGUGGUGACUUCACGGUACGAAACUUCGUGGGAGUCAUUGAGGACAUGUCUCAUCGAUUCGAGACACCCCUCUUUCCUGCUGGGGCGCUGGAUUUCUACACCAAGAAGAACAUGGGCUGGACCUACACCCAGGAGGAGGCCGACAAGUGGCAGAUGGAGGAGCGCGGAGGUGCUCAGGGAGACUACCGCGACGGUAUGCAGGAGAAGAUUGCAAACGUCAUUGCCUGCCUGAAAAGCGAACCCCGGUCCAAGCGAGCGAUCAUUCCCAUCCCGUUCUCCUCCGAAGGAAGCAAGACUGUAGACUGGACGAACAAGGGCCAAACGAAGUGUU
This is a messenger RNA of Symbiodinium pilosum, 445 nucleotides long. The record is from the annotation of a GenBank genome assembly. NCBI's taxonomy places the organism in Eukaryota, Dinophyceae, Suessiales, Symbiodiniaceae.